This is a messenger RNA of Gadus macrocephalus (Pacific cod), 2345 nucleotides long. RefSeq names its product ankyrin repeat domain 22 (gene ankrd22). The transcript has 6 exons. Gene Ontology annotation, molecular function: protein binding. NCBI's taxonomy places the organism in Eukaryota, Metazoa, Chordata, Actinopteri, Gadiformes, Gadidae. Bases 125 to 700 code for a protein of 191 amino acids. The record is from RefSeq and is a predicted model, not a curated record.
AUGUUGAUCAUCUACGUAGCACCACGUGAACGCUCAUCGCGGAGCCAAGAGCGCGCCGGUAGAGAAGGUGAGUUAACGUCGCACCUUUUCCCCGCCGUCAUUGCGUCACCGCAGCGGCUCAACCAUGGGGAUUGUGUAUUCGGAGCCUGCCUGUCAGGCCGCCUUCGACAAUGAUGUACGCAAGCUUUAUCACGUCCUCAAAGCAGACCCCGCGAAGCUCAACGUCCAGGACGAGGGCACCGGAGACACGCCCCUCAUCGCUGCGUGUCGUCGUGGCAACCUCAAGGUGGUCCAAUACCUGCUGGACAACCACGCAGAUGUUCAUUUGACGAACAAGAAACAGAGGACAUGUCUUCACUACGUGUCCAAGAGGACCUUCACUGCUCUAGACUACCUGAUGAUCAUCAUCCUCAUGCCCAUCCUGCUACUAGGAUUCUUCAUCAUGGAGGACAAGAAGAGGAAGAACGAGAAGCUUAUGAAGAUGAUUCUGAGCAGCAGUGUGGACAUCAACGCCAAAGACUAUAAAGGAAACACAAGCCUGCAUUACCUGUCCCAUAAGAAGAGUCACAGAUUGGUGCCGUUGCUGCUGGAGAAACAGGCCGACGCCGGCGUUAAAAACAACUUGGGAUACACAGCGCUGGACAUAGCCAAUAAAAAGAAGUUCCUGAAGAUCGUCACCAUGCUUAAGAAGGCUGGCUGACCGCACCAAGAGACAAGGAGACGGAAAGGAAGUAAACGGACCCAGUGAGCUGACACACGCAAAUAUGUAAAUAUCAACAACACGCGAGUCAACAACGCGCUUCUAUGUACCAUAAUAUUCUGUAUUAACCGUUUUGUUUUUUCAUUUGUAUCACUACUUCACAACUUCCCAUAAAUGCAUGUUAUUGAGUCCCCUCUUAAAACCCCAUUGCUAUUUACAGUCAAGAAAAACCAACAGUCAAAUGUAUAUUCAUAUUUCAAUGUCAACAAAGGAAAACUUUUGUAGAUAUUCAUGAAAGAUUUUAACGAGAUUACGAGAAUUCUAAAUUAAAACUGAAUCACAAUUGUAUCUCAAUGUAUUGGAGUGUCUUUUUAAUAGGCUACUUUUUAUGGGUGUCAUCUGUUGAAGUGUGAAUACACAUUUAUGAUUAGAUCCUAUACUAAAGGGUCAAUAACUGAUAGAUCCCACAUAAAUGCUUUUGAUGACUGCUCUUCAUUUGUCAAAUUCACCAGUCCCAAAGCAGUCUUAUCCGGUUGUUUCCACACAGAGUACUGCAAAUCAAUAAUUAACCAGUGCUCUAUACAAGUCCUCUAUUAUACCCAUAAAAUACAGACCCGACGCACAGAUGUAGAUAAAGACUGAUGUACUGUAUGCAGUAUUAACUUCCUUUAAACAAACUAAAGACACAAAAGAAUGCAGGAACAGAUGGUCAGCUGAUAACAACAACACUAUGCUACUGCAGUACUAGAACAGCAAUAUUUUGCUUAAAGUCACACACGUACGAUUACUUGGCUCAGAUAUUAGCUGUUACUGUCAUUCAAUAUGACACCGUUAAAGAUAUUGGGACAAUAGCUCUGUUUAUGUAACGACAGUUUUGCUUUAGUUGUGGAUGGUUGUACAUCAACAAAUGGAUUAAUUAUAAAAUAUAUUUUUCUUUGAAUUCCCUAUUCGACUUAAAAUUUGUCAGGCCUGUGCUUAAACGGCAAACCUUUUUAGGGUUUAAUUCAUGCACACUGGUAAACAAUAUAAAGAUUAAGAAAAUUGAAAAAAAAAUAGUAACUUAGUAGAUAGAAGUACCUACUCUGAUAAAGAAACAGACACAUUGUCACGCUUUCAGAUUAAAAUAAAACGUAACUGGAAUAAAAUCAGAUGCACAUUCUCCUUAACUCAAACACAUCCAAAAAAUUUAACCAGAUAAAAGUACUCAGAUAAAAGUACUCAUCCAUUCCUCUCCUCCUACCCUUUGCAUUAAAAACUUUAUUCUGUAUAUUGUUCCUAGUUGCUAAUCUUAGAAAGAAACAUAGCUAUAAAGUCAAGAUUUCAGAUUAAAAAAAGUAGAAUAAAAUUUGAUUCAAGGCCUCAGUGUCAGUCUCCUAUUAGAGACACACACACACACACACACACACACACACACACACACACAAAGUCAACCAAAAAUAGUAGAUAAAAGUAGUCAGUGGUUCCACCAAUCCAUUCCUAUCCUUUUUCCCUUCACAAUAAAAUAUUAUUCUGUCCAUUGUUCAUAGUUGCUUAGUUUUGUUCAUAAGUCACUACACACAAGAGGUAUGACACGAUAGUGACCUCUGGUGGUGAUUAAAAACAGUCAAAUCUGCCGUCUGAAACAAACACACAACACACACACAAA